GUCUGCUAUAAAUCACCAUCUCAAGUCUUUAGUCCGGUUGGAGAGCUGCUGGGACGCUGCUGGUGGCUUGUGAGCUCCUCGGUCAGGAAAAAUAGGGAUCUUUGUAUCAAGCCCUGGUGGCAGUAGUAAUAGUAAUAAUCCGCAAAUUCGACAACAGGGAUCAGCCAUGCCGUUCGGUAACACGCACAACCAGACGAAGAUGAACUACUCCUCCGAGCAGGAGUACCCGGACCUCAGCAAACACAACAAUCAUAUGGCCAAGGUUCUGACUCCUGCUAUGUAUGAGCGACUGAGGAGCAAACAAACACCCAGUGGAUUUACUCUCGAUGAUGUCAUUCAGACUGGGUUGAUAACCCAGGCCACCCCUUCAUUAUGACUGUGGGCUGUGUUGCUGGGGAUGAGGAGACAUACGAAGUCUUCAAAGACCUGUUGGACCCUGUGAUCGAGGACCGACAUGGAGGAUACAAACCCACAGACAAGCACAAGACUGACCUCAACUCAGGCAACCUGAAGGGUGGUGAUGAUCUCGAUCCCAACUACGUGCUCAGCUCCAGGGUCCGAACAGGCCGCAGCAUCCGCGGCUUCAGUCUGCCACCGCACUGCAGCAGAGGAGAGAGACGUGCUGUGGAAAAGCUUUCCAUUGAAGCUCUGGCCUCUCUGUCUGGAGAUCUGAAGGGGAAAUAUUAUGCCCUGAAGAACAUGACUGACGCAGAGCAGCAGCAGCUCAUUGAUGACCACUUCCUGUUUGACAAGCCAGUGUCUCCUCUGCUGCUGGCCUCAGGGAUGGCCCGCGACUGGCCCGAUGCCAGAGGCAUCUGGCACAAUGAUAACAAGACCUUCCUGGUGUGGGUGAAUGAAGAAGACCACUUGCGUGUGAUCUCGAUGCAGAAAGGAGGCAACAUGAAGGAAGUAUUUACCCGCUUCUGUACCGGGCUCACAAAGAUUGAGAGCCUGUUCAAGGAGAGGAGCCAUGAAUUCAUGUGGAAUGAGCACCUGGGUUACGUCCUCACCUGCCCGUCUAACCUGGGCACUGGCCUGCGUGCAGGUGUACAUGUGAAGCUGCCAAACUUGAGCAAAAAUACCAAGUUUGAGGAAGUUCUCAAGAAGCUGAGGCUCCAGAAACGUGGAACUGGUGGAGUGGACACUGCUGCUGUGGGUGGUGUCUUUGACAUUUCCAAUGCAGACAGGCUGGGCUUCUCUGAGGUGGAGCUGGUGCAGAUGGUGGUUGACGGAGUCAAGCUGCUGGUGGACAUGGAAAAGAGGCUAGAGAAAGGACAGUCCAUCGAUGACUUGAUGCCUGCCCAGAAGUAAAUCCCUCCCAAACUCCCAUUCUCCUCCAUUCCUCACCCACAGUCUACUCUGGUUGACUCCAUCCUUGAAUGCACUCUAUUACAGCUGGGAUUUGUAUUUAAGUUGAAACUGUUCCUGUAAGUUCUGACCUCAAAUAAACUGUUCUGUUCAAAGCAAA
Molecule: messenger RNA, 1468 nt
Organism: Haplochromis burtoni (Burton's mouthbrooder)
Lineage: Eukaryota; Metazoa; Chordata; Actinopteri; Cichliformes; Cichlidae
Gene: ckba
Product: creatine kinase, brain a
Exons: 8
Coding region: 373-1311 (312 amino acids)
Biological process (GO): phosphocreatine biosynthetic process
Molecular function (GO): creatine kinase activity
Source: RefSeq, a predicted model, not a curated record